Panthera uncia (snow leopard) is the source of this 3976-nucleotide messenger RNA. It is a transcript of the gene HAUS4, whose product is annotated as HAUS augmin like complex subunit 4. Gene Ontology annotation, molecular function: microtubule minus-end binding. The transcript is spliced from 10 exons. The record is from RefSeq and is a predicted model, not a curated record. Gene Ontology annotation, biological process: centrosome cycle; spindle assembly. NCBI's taxonomy places the organism in Eukaryota, Metazoa, Chordata, Mammalia, Carnivora, Felidae. Gene Ontology annotation, cellular component: HAUS complex. The coding region runs from base 244 to 1335 and encodes 363 amino acids.
CGGGGCCGCUGUGCACUAUCUGCCUUUUCCCCCUCUCCCCCGAAGUUCCUGCUCAGUCCACCCGGACCUAGCUUCCCCCAACCCCAGUGCAGGCCCGAGUGAGAGGUUCCGGAGCCCGGGUGCGGGCGGGAUUCCGGCGUGGACGCUGCGGGCCAUCCCGCCCCAGGCUGCUCCGCACUGCCUCGGGAGCUUCAGCUGCCCCUUGGUGUGCAGUUCCACAGAUAAGAAUUUCAAGAAAAUCAGAUGGCAUCCGGGGAUUUCUGCUCACCUGGAGAAGGAAUGGAAAUACUCCAACAAGUGUGCAGCAAACAGCUUCCUCCUUGUAACCUGAGUGAAAAGGACCUGUUACAAAACCCACACUUCAGCAAGCUGCUGCUGAGUCUCGCACAACACGUAGACGAGAGUGGCUUAAGCCUCACCCUGGCAAAGGAGCAGGCUCAGGCAUGGAAGGAAGUUCGACUGCAUAAAACAACAUGGUUGAGGUCUGAGAUUUUACAGAGAGUCAUUCAAGAGCUGCUUGUGGACUACUAUGUGAAGACACAAGACACAAAUUUAACUUCUGAGGACAAAAAGUUUCACGAGACCCUUGAACAGCGGCUACUCGUGACUGAACUGACGGGGCUGUUAGGGCCCAGCCGGGAGAAGGAAAUGCCUCCGCUGCUAGGGCUGGAGAAAGCCGACCUUCUGGAGCUCAUGCCCCCCUCAGAGGAUUUUGUGUGGAUGAGAGCUCAGCUCCCGCUGGAAGUAGAGGAGCAGCUCAAGAAGAAAUGUUUCACCCUGCUGUGCUACCAUGACCCCAAUUCAGAUUCAGACAGUGAAACCUUGAAGGCGGCAAAGGUGUGGAAACUGGCAGAGAUCCUGGUGGGUGAGAAGCAGCAAUGCCAGGAUGCCAAGAGCCAGCAGCAGGAGCAGAUGGUGCUGCUGGAGAAGAAGAGUGCCACCUACUCCCAGGUGCUUCUCCGCUGCCUAGCCUUGCUGCAGAGGCUUCUUCAAGAGCACCGGCUUAAGACUCAGUCUGAGCUGGACCGCAUCAAUGCUCAGUACCUAGAGAUCAAGUGCAGUGCCAUGAUCCUUAAGCUGAGGAUGGAGGAGCUAAAGAUCUUGUCUGACACUUACACUACUGAGAAAGUGGAAGUUCAUCGUCUCAUUAGGGACCGUUUGGAGGGGGCCAUCUGCCUACAAGAGCAGGACAUGGAGAAGUCCCGACAGGUCCUGAGCACCUAUGAGGUCCUUGGGGAGGAGUUUGACAGGCUGGUAAAAGAGUACACUCAACUCAAGCAGGCAACUGAGAACAAGCGCUGGGCCCUCCAAGAGUUUAACAAGGCCUGCCGCUGAGCGCUGGCUGGUGGGGGUCUGGAGGUGGACUUCUGCUCCGGUGCUGCCUCCCCCUCCUCUUGCCAAAAGGACCACCUCCACCUGAGGCCCACCUUCACUCCGGGAGUGUGGGGACACUUGCUUGAAGCCCUGCAAUGGUUUAGGCACCGUCCUGGUUUUUCUUCCUUGUUUACAGUGACUGAGUCUCUUCUGGGAAAUGUAACAGAUUUAUAUAAUUUUAUGUGCAACUAUUUGUCAGUGUCAGCACUAUAGGAUAUUUGAUUACCUCCUGAAUAAAGUGAUGAUGCUUCCUUUGGGCAAGGAUGAAAAAAGAAUAUGAAAGGUGGGUAAGGAGGAGAACUGAGUGGAUCCAGACAGACCGAUGGAUAAUGCCUCUGCCAGCAGUGGGAGGCAGGAGUGCAGCCUGCCCACCUGGAGCCUUAGAGGCUUCAUUCUUGGAGAGCAGACAUGGAUUACAUCUGGCCUUGCUCUUGAAGAACUGUAAUAUCCAGAGGAGUGCUCGAUGCCAAGGCGGGGUGGGGGGGGAGGGGGAACUAUUCCGUCACCAAAGCUCUCAGUGGGGCAGUCCUGAUAAAGCAGCAGGGCACCCAGCUCUGUUACUGGAAGGGACACCAGCCCCUUGGAUUCCUGGUUCCCUCUGGUGUGGUUUGAGCGUUACCUUUUCCUCUGAAAGCAGAGAGUGGGAAGAGAUCACCCCGAGGGACCAAGUUUCACAGUCCACUUAUUUUAGAGCAAGGCAGGGCCCUGAUUGGCAUCACAGUCGGGGACUGAGAACAGAAGCAGAAGACCUCCACCCUUAUUUAGAAGAGCCUACCUAGCUUCUCAAACUUCUUUCAAGGGAGGCUGUCUUGAGGCAUUCUGCUACAAUGAAUAACGAUGGUCUUGGAUUGCUUUAUAGGAAAGACUAAGGUCUUUGACAUAAUUUUAUUUUUUUUUAAGUUUAUUUAUUUUGAGAGAGAGAGUGUGAGUGGGGGAGGGCCAGACAGAGGGAGAGAAAAUCCCAAAGAGCCAGAGAGAGAGAGAAUCUACACUGUCAAUGUAGAGCUGGGGCUGGAACCCACAAGCCCUGAUAUCAUGACCUGAACCAAAAUCAAGAGCUGGAUGCUCAACUGACUGAGCCACCCAGGUGCCCUGACAUAAUUUUAACUUUUUUUUUUUAGCUUUUUUCUGUAAAUGGUACUUAUUGCCAUUUAUCUAUAAGGAAAAUUAACAAAUCACAAACCAAUUAAUGGAAAAAGUCAGAAAUAAUCAAUAUUGCUUAGUUCUAUAGUGUUCUUUUCCCCAACAUUUUUGGGGUAAAGUUUCAAACUUACAGAAAAAUAUAAAAGAAUAAUACAAUAAGCACCAGUAUAAUCUCAACAACCUAGAUUCAACAACUGCUAACAUUUUGAUUUCCUCUGUUUCUUUUCUCUCCUUCCUCCCUCUCUCUCUAAAUAGAUUGAUAAAUAUUUGGUUAUAUGGACUUUUUUUUUCUAGAACCAUUUUAUAGUAAAUUACAGAUGUGAUAUUUCAUUUCUUAAAUACUUAAGCAGGUAACUCCUAAAAAUAGGGGCACUCCUCUGUAUAACUAAUAAAAUUAUUAUACCUAAAAGUUAGUAACUUUGUAAUAACUCUUAUCCAGGUCAUAUUAAAAUUUCCCUAAUAUGUUUUCCUGGUCUAGGGUCCAAUAAAGGCCCAGGCAUUACAUUUGGAUAUUAGGUUUCUUUAAUCUCUCUCUCUCUCUCUCUUUUUUUUUUUUUUUAAUGUUUACUUAUUUUUGAGAGCAAGAGACAGAGAGAGAGUGCAAGCAGGGGAGGGGCAGAGAGAGGGAGAAAGAGAAUCCCAAGCAGGCUCCACACUUACUGCAGAGCCCGAUGUGGGGCUCAACCUCAUUAACCAACUGAACCACCCAGGCGCCCCUUUAAUCUCUUUUAAAAUAAACCAUUUCUCCUACCUUUUUUUUUUCUUUUUAAGUAGAAAUUAAUUUUUUGAAAAAUCCUGGCUGGUUACUUUGUAGAAUGUCCCGUUGUCUAUUUCCUGCAGUAGUUAACUUGCACCUUGCCUGUUCUGUCCAAUAUAGUAGCCACUAGCCACAUACAGGUAUUUAAAUUCAAAUUUAAGUUAAUUAGGAUGACAUAAAAUUUCAGUAGGUUGGUGGUUACUGUAUUGGAUGGUACAAAUAUACAACAUUUCUCUCAUUCUAGGAAGUUUUAGGGGCACCAGACUUGUUCAGUCAGUGGAACAGUCAGUGGGACUCUUGAUCUUGGAUUGUGAGUUCAAGACCCACGUUGGAAGGCAGCUAUGCUCACCACUAUGCUACCAACGCUAGACCCGUGUUGGGAGUAUAGAUUACUUAAUAAAUGUUUAAAUUUUUUUUAAAUUUUUUAAAUGUGGAGCUCGAACUCAAACUGAGAUUGUGACCUGAACUGAAGUUAGACACCCAACUACUGAGCCACCCCAGUCCCAAUAAAUAAAAGUUUUUAAAAAUAUAAAGAAGCUAUUGGGGUGCCGAGGUGGCUCAGUCGGUUAAGUGUUCGACUCUUGAUUUCUGCCCAGGUCAUGAUCUCAUGGUGUGAAAUAGAGCCCUGUGUUGGGCUCUGCACUGAUUGUGGAGCUGGCUUGGGAUUUCCUUUCCCCUCUCUCUGCCCCUCCCCCACUCCCC